ACCGAAUCCACUCACCUCCAAAACAUAUCUCCUUCUUUACUUAGUUCAACUCAACCCAAGGAGAUAAUUAAUAUGGCUCUGGGAAGAGGCAGUGCAGUGGUUCUACUACUUUGCUUCUUGGUGCUUCAGUCUGAGAUGGCUCGUGCUGCCACUUAUAGAGUUGGAGAUUCUAGGGGUUGGACCUUUAACACCGUUACCUGGCCCCAAGGAAAACGCUUUAGGGCAGGUGACACACUUGCGUUCAAUUAUAGUCCAGGGGCUCACAAUGUGGUGGCGGUGAGCAAGGCUGGGUAUGAUAGCUGCAAGACUCCAAGAGGAGCCAAAGUGUAUCGGUCAGGGAAGGAUCAGAUCAGACUUGCUAGGGGACAAAACUACUUCAUCUGCAAUUACGUUGGUCACUGCGAGUCUGGGAUGAAAAUUGCCAUCAACGCUGCAUGACUUUCUUCUCUACUCAUACGCAUCUAUUCUAACGCAAACUGCACCCCUUUAGUGGGAAUCAACUUGUCUCCUUUAAAUAAAUGGAUAGAUAUAGGACGUGUGUGUUAUUUAAGAAAAAGGGUAGCUAUGUGUGCUCUCCUAUGUAUGUAACUUAUUAUCUAUUGAUGAUUCAGAAUAAAUGUCGGCAGUAUAUCAUAUCUCUCA
Molecule: messenger RNA, 642 nt
Organism: Glycine soja
Lineage: Eukaryota; Viridiplantae; Streptophyta; Magnoliopsida; Fabales; Fabaceae
Product: basic blue protein-like
Exons: 2
Coding region: 73-438 (121 amino acids)
Cellular component (GO): plasma membrane
Molecular function (GO): electron transfer activity
Source: RefSeq, a predicted model, not a curated record